Molecule: messenger RNA, 2434 nt
Organism: Archocentrus centrarchus (flier cichlid)
Lineage: Eukaryota; Metazoa; Chordata; Actinopteri; Cichliformes; Cichlidae
Product: CD276 antigen-like
Exons: 6
Coding region: 241-1011 (256 amino acids)
Biological process (GO): T cell receptor signaling pathway; regulation of cytokine production
Cellular component (GO): external side of plasma membrane
Molecular function (GO): signaling receptor binding
Source: RefSeq, a predicted model, not a curated record
ACGGCAGCGCGAAAACGGCGGAUGAUGGCGGAGAAGUUUUAUUUAAGUGUGGAUGUGAAAUGAAUGAGGGAGAAGCUGUGAGAGGACCUGAGCGGAGACUGAUGGCCUGCAGGACGGAGGAGAACGGAGGAUGAAGGUCCAGGAGGCACAGUGGUCGUUUCAGAAGGAAGUGAUGCCAUCCUGCCCUGCUCCCUCAGCACCAAGGAGAGCGUUGUACAGAAGCUGUUUGACUGGAGAAAGAUGGAUCAAAAAAUAAAGGAAGUGUUCAUGUAUGAUGCUGGCGUUCAUUACAAUAACGGGCAUUCAGGUCAAGACGAGCAGUUCAAAGGACGAAUCUCACACUUCCCAGACCAGCUGCAGUUUGGUAACGCCUCCAUAAUCAUCAGAAACACCAGGAUGGCUGACAGUGGAGACUACACCUGUGCGUUUCCUCGUCUGCAGUCAGAACAAACAGUCAGCAUUAAACUUGUUGUUGAACAUUUGUUCAAAAACCGGUCAGAGGUUCCAGGCGCAGCCCCCAAACCAGAUAUCUGUAUAGUUAUCACAGAGGACGGGGUGCUGUUGAAGUGUAAGGUUCAAGGUUUUCCCAAACCUAAAGUAGAGUGGCGGGAUGGUGAUGGAAACCUCCUUCCUGCUGAGGAGCCACAGGUGUCAUACAGAGGAGACCGCUACUACAUCACCCUCCUCACCACUGUGACCAGGACAAAGACUGACCUGUUCCACUGUGUGGCCACACAGGAGGAGCUCAGCCAUAGGACUGAGGGUAACAUCUCUGUCCCUUAUUAUGAAAACCUGUUCAAAGGCACGUCUGGAGAAGUUGUCAUUGGAUUGGCUGGAUGGUUUAUGGGAUUAUUAACUUUUGCUUUAGUGCUGGCUGUGCUUGUAGCUACAAAGUGCAUCACAAUACGUUCUAACAAAGGUUAUCCUGGGAAUACAGAGAUCUCAUCUAAGCCUGAGGGCGGAUCAGAAGAUAGAGAAUUCAGUUCACUGAAGAGCCCUUCAGUGGUUUGAUCCCCAGCUUGUUCACACUGUGUGUGUGGGGGGGGGGGGGGGUAUAGCCACUAAAAAUAAUCUGAUGGAACUGAGCUCCAAAAAGCUGAGGAUGAUCAAGUUAAUCAUAAAAUAAAUCCGGAGACCUUUGACACCAGCAGACCACUCUGUGCCUUAAAAUAAGCUCUGGCAGCUAAACAAAAAGUUUCCUCAGAGGAUCAUUUUCAGUGUCUGUCACAGACAGCUGACUUCACCUGAUUAGAAAUAAUGAUGACACUCCAGAUGGAAGAGCUUCUGUUAGAGAUCAGAGACUGUUGUAAAUAUCAGUGUAGCAGAGAUUCUCAGAGUUCCUCAUUGUAUUAUUUUUAGAAGGUCUAGAAUAGAAUAGAAUGCCUUUAUUGUCAUUAUACAGGAUGUACAAUGAGAUUGGAGAAUGCACCAAAACUAACAAAUAUGAAAUACAAAAAGUACAAAAAAGAGCACUGAAAGGAAGAGCUGUGAGCCGCUGCGUCUGUGCGCGCCGCCAUCUUGGAAGUGAUGGCAUCUGUGUAAGCUUCAGCUCCUUCAUGCUCUCUAUAUGUGUAUAUAUAUUGUAUAUAUUAAGAAAACCAAAUGUUUAUAUUUAUACACAAGUCAUGAAUUGUCAAUGUUUUUAAGCAUUAUCUGAAGCGUGAUUAUUUAUUGUGUUGUUUUAGUGAAACAUACUGCAAAUGGAGCACUGAUCAUGUUGAGACUUCAACAGGAAAUCUUUACAGAGCUACAAUGUAACCUACUGCUGCAUUUAAACUUGUCCUGCUGUUUUACAUACAGUACCAGCCCAUAGAAACCAGUGAAAUGCUGGGAGUUUGUCCCUCCUGGGUCCUCGCUCUCUGUUAAGGGGGGGUUAACAUAUUUGUCCCUCUAGUUUUUCCACCUCAUUCUUCACUCCCUCAUGUCUGUUCACAUAGUUCCAGCAGUCUCCCUCUGGGACUUUGCUGACAUUUGUGAGUCCAUAUAUUGAUGCUAAAUUAUUAUUCCUUAUGCUGAGACGAUGAUUGUUAUUCUCUCACUGAUGAAUCUAAAACUGCACAGAGAGUAGCUGCAUGCGCUCAUCAGUGCUGAACAGACCAAUCAGUGGCAGCAUGGGAAUUAAUGGAUUAGUGAGGUGGGGAUUUUCCUGAGAGCGGUCUCUGUUUCAUGUACGUACAGGAGGUUUUCAGUCUUCAAUGUCGUAUUUUGGAACAUGCAUGUUUAUCUCUACAAGGACGUCAGUGUCACCUGUUUAGUUUGUAAUAAUUGAAUCUUCUAGUGGAAGACUUCAGGAACAGGUGGUCAUAUCUGUCGCCAUUUAGUUCCUUUAUGUUUGAAAUUGUUUUUAUAAAACCGCCUUUGUUACAUCUUAUUGAAAACUUUUAGACGUGUCAAAGUAUUUUACUUUUCAAUAAAAACAAUUUUGUAAUCAUUG